Messenger RNA from Rhopalosiphum padi (bird cherry-oat aphid), 1704 nucleotides. Its product is annotated as zinc finger MYM-type protein 1-like. The transcript has a single exon. NCBI's taxonomy places the organism in Eukaryota, Metazoa, Arthropoda, Insecta, Hemiptera, Aphididae. Gene Ontology annotation, molecular function: protein dimerization activity. The coding region runs from base 1 to 1704 and encodes 567 amino acids. The record is from RefSeq and is a predicted model, not a curated record.
AUGGGAUUAAGUAUUAGAGGUCAUUCUAAUAAUGAUGGCAAUUUUAUUUCCUUAUUAGAAGAAAGAUGUAUAGAUGUUCCAUGUUUAAGAUAUUGGAUACAACAGAAAAAUAACUGGCUUAGUUCAGAUAUUCAGAAUGAGAUAUUAGAAAUAAUGUCAUUAAAUGUACAGCGUGAACUCAUUAAAUCAAUAAAAAAAUCAGAGUACUUCUCUAUAAUUGCUGAUUCAACUACUGAUAUUUCUUCUGCAGAACAAUUUUCCUUAUGCAUUCGCUAUGCCGAUUCAAAUUUUGAAGUUCAUGAAGUAUUUACUGGUUUAUAUAAUACACCUGAUAGUAAAGCGUUAACAUUUUUUGACACAAUAAAAGAUGUAUUAACACGGCUUACUUUAUCUACAUCAAAUUUAAGAGGCCACUGUUUUGAUGGAGCUGCCAAUAUGUCUGGGAAAUUGAACGGGGUGAAAAAAUUAAUUGAAGAUGUUCAACCAAAAAGUUGUUUUGUACACUGUAGUAAUCAUUUGUUGGAUUUGGCAUUACAAGAAGUUGCACGAAAAAAUAGUGCUAUGUGUGAUACCUUUACUAUGGUCAGAGAUGUAUCAAAUGCUAUUCUUGAAUCUGCUAAGAGAAAAAGUAUUUAUGAAAAUAUAGUGUUAGAACCAUGUUACAAUUCUUCUGAAUUAGGUAGUAUAAAACAAAAUCUACUUCCAUUUUGUCCAACUAGAUGGUCUGUAAGAGUUAAAAGUUUAACAAGAUUUUUAGAUAACUAUAACAGAGUUCAAAAAACAUUAGAUGAAAUGCUUUCAGGGAGUGUUUGUAUAGCAGAUGAUAGAAAAUCAACACUAAGAGGAUAUGUAAAAAAAUUUAAAACAAUGUUUUUUUUGACUAUUGCAAUACAUAUCUUUGGUCCUGUAGAACAAUUGGCAAAAGUGCUACAAAAUCCUAAAUUUUUUGCAUCUAAUUCAAUUAAAGCUGCGGAUACAUUGAAGAAAACAUUAAUAUCAUUCAGAACUAAUGAAAAUUUUGAAAAGAUAUUAAAUACUGUUAAGUUGCAUGCUGAAAUAUGCGUAUUGGAACCACUUGACGACACUAGGCGCAUUCAAAAAAUACCAAAACGACUUCAAUACACAAAUAACCCUCCAACAAAAUUAUCAUCAAUAUGUGAAUUGAAGAAAGAUAUGUUUGAAAUAGUUGACUAUUUAAUAAAUGAAAUUGAUAGACGUUUUAAUCAACAAGGUCUAAAAAACUUGGUUAAGUUAGAAAACAUAAUUGUAGAUCAAAACACAAAAACUCACCAAGAACUUACUAAUUAUUUAAAUAAUAUGAGUGAGGAUUUUGACAUAAAUAAGCUACAUGCACAGCUUAUUAUGUUACCAUCCAUAGUAUCUAUCACUAGUAUUUCAGAUACUAUUAAUAAUUUGAAAAAUGAAUAUUUUAAUGUUAAAGAUUCUUUAUUUUCUGAAAUCACAAAACUUAUUAAAUUAAUUUUAACAAUACCAGCAUCUGCUGCGACUGCUGAGCGUUCUUUUAGUGCUUUAAGAAGACUAAAAACAUAUUUGAGAUCUACAAUGACCCAAAAGAGAUUAACUCAUAUGAUGAUAUUACACGUUCAUAAGUCUAUGACAGCAAACAUUGAUUUGAAAUUAAUUGCCAAAGAAUUUGUUUCCAGAACUUCACAAAGGAAAUCAACAUUUGGAAAUUUUUACUAA